Xenopus laevis (African clawed frog) is the source of this 2850-nucleotide messenger RNA. RefSeq names its product EFR3 homolog B S homeolog (gene efr3b.S). Lineage: Eukaryota; Metazoa; Chordata; Amphibia; Anura; Pipidae. The record is from RefSeq and is a predicted model, not a curated record. Bases 105 to 2558 code for a protein of 817 amino acids. The transcript has 23 exons.
CCUCCCACUCCCCGGGGACACAGCCGCUUCUCUCCCUCAUUCCGCACAGUCAGACCGGGAUGUGAUGUUGCAGCGGCACCGGCUCCUUCUCUGACACUCGGGAGAUGUACGGGAUCUUUUGCUGCUGUGGGGCGCUACGGCCUCGUUACAAGAGACUGAUUGAUAACAUUUUUCCAGAAGAUUGCGAGGAUGGUCUAGUGAAAGCAAACAUGGAGAAGCUGACCUUCUACGCUCUCUCGGCACCAGAGAAAUUGGAUCGGAUCGGUGCCUACCUCUCCGAGCGGCUGAGCAGGGACGUGGCCAGACAUCGUUACAGCUAUGUCUGUAUUGCUAUGGAAGCGCUGGACCAGCUUCUCAUGGCCUGCCACUGCCAGAGCAUCAACCUGUUUGUGGAAAGCUUUCUGAAGAUGGUGGCCAAGCUCUUGGAAUCAGAAAAGCCAAAUCUCCAGAUCUUGGGGACAAACUCAUUUGUAAAGUUUGCCAAUAUAGAGGAGGACACGCCAUCGUACCACCGCAGCUACGACUUCUUCGUCUCACGUUUCAGCGAGAUGUGCCACUCAAGCCACGACGACCUGGAGAUCAGGACAAAGAUUCGCAUGGCAGGGAUCAAAGGCUUGCAGGGAGUCGUGAGGAAAACUGUGAAUGAUGAACUUCAGGCCAAUAUCUGGGAGACCCAACACAUGGACAAGAUUGUGCCAUCUCUGCUGUACAACCUCCAGCAAGUGGAAGAGACAGAAAGCCGAUCACCGUCUCCACUUCAGACUAGUGAGAAAGAAAAGGAGAAUCCAGCAGAACUAGCAGAGAGGUGCCUCCGGGAGUUACUGGGGAGAGCGGCCUAUGGGAACAUCAAGAACGCCAUCAAGCCUCUCCUAAUGCAUUUGGAUAACCAUUCUCUGUGGGAGCCCAAGGUGUUCGCCAUCCGAUGCUUUAAGAUCAUCAUGUUCUCUAUACAGCCCCAGCACUCCCAUCUGGUAAUCCAGCAGCUCCUGGGCCACCUGGACACAAACAGUAAAAGUGCAGCGACGGUGAGAGCGGGGAUUGUGGAGGUUCUGUCGGAGGCGGCAGUUAUAGCUGCCAGCGGAUCUGUAGGUCCCACCGUAUUAGAAGUGUUUAACACCCUCCUCCGUCAGUUACGACUCAGUAUUGACUACGAGCUCACCGGCACCUACGACUCUGCCGUCAACAUCGGCACCAAAAUCAUCAAGGAGCACGAGGAGAGGAUGUUCCAAGAGGCUGUAAUCAAGACAAUAGGUUCCUUUGCCAGUACCCUGCCAAUCUACCAGCGAUCAGAAGUCAUGCUGUUUAUUAUGGGCAAAGUGCCGCUGCCCUCUCUGCACCACGCCAUGGACAUUGGCAAAGCCGGGGAAAACAGGAACCGGUUAACCCAGAUCAUGCUGCUGAAAUCCCUCCUCCAGGUGUCCAUGGGCUUCCAGUGUAACAACAUGCUGACUGCCCUGCCCAGCUCCUUCCUGGACCCACUACUCUCCUCCGCUCUCAUGGAAGAUGCUGAGAUCCGGCUCUUUGUCCUAGAAAUUCUCAUCUGCCUCAUAGACCGACAUGGGAACAGACACAAGAUCUCCAGCAUCAGCACAGAACCCGACAUUGCCGUGCUGAAGCUGAAGGUCGACAAGUGCUCUCGGCAGGACACACUCUUCAUGAAGAAGCAUGCUCAACAUCUGUACCGGCACAUCUACCUGAGCUGCAAUGAGCCGAGCAACGUACAGACUCAUUACGAGGCCCUUUAUUUUCUGCUGGUCAUUAUCAGCAUUGAGUUGGCCAAUGAGGACGUGGUGGUGGAUCUCAUCCGCUUGGUGUUGGCAGUGCAGGAGAUGGCUCUAAACAAUGAGGACAAUCUCCCUGCGUAUUGUCUAUCUGCCGUGCAUGCCCUCUGUGCCGCUUACCUCAGUCUGAUCAGCAACCUGACCACUGUACCCGCCUUCUGCCAGCACGUUCAUGAGGUGAUCGAAAUGCGACAGAAGGAAGCUCCGUAUUUACUCCCAGAAGAUAUAUUCACGGAAAAACCACGGUGGCCUAACAACAUGGAUUGCAUAGAAACACAAUUGCUGUUUCUCCAGAGCAAAAUCAGUGAAGUGCUGGGAGGAAGCGGGUAUAAUUCGGACAAGCUCAGCACCCCAUAUGUGCCCCAGCUAACAGAUGAGGAUCGCUUGUCAAAGAGAAAAAGUAUUGGUGAAACCAUCUCUCUGCAGGUUGAGGUGGAGUCCAGAAACAGCCCAGAGAAGGAGGAGAAAGCUCCUGCAGAAGAGAUCACAUUUGAGACACUGAAGAAAGCAAUUGUUGACAGCGUGGCCGUGGAAGAGCAGGAACAAGAGCGGAGGCGUCAGGUGGUGGAAAAGUUCCAGAAGGCUCCAUUUGAAGAAAUUGCAGCACAUUGUUGUGCCAGGGCAACGUUACUACAGAGUAAACUUAACCAAAUCUUUGAGCUGACGAUUCGGCCGCCCCCCAGCCCUUCUGGUACUAUUACGGCAGCGUAUGGACAGUCUCAAAAUCACUCCAUCCCUGUGUAUGAAAUGAAGUUCCCAGAUCUGUGCGUCUACUGACAGCUGGAGCCAACUGUCGACUAAGCACAAGGACUCUCCAUGUUUGUCAGCGGCAGUACCAGGCAACAGACACCCUAUACCUCUUCCCUUUACUUCUUCCACCCAAGCUGAAUCCCUCAGACUGUUCCCAGCACUUGAGAGACACGGCGGUUCUCUUUGUAUAGCACCCUUAUAUUUCUCCAAUGAGCCGUAGUGUUCAGUUUGAAAUACAGGUAUGGGACCUGUUAUCCAGAAUGCUCGGGACCUGGGUAUUUCCGGAUAACGGAUCUUUCUGUAAUUUGGAUCUUAUCAU